Molecule: messenger RNA, 4863 nt
Organism: Dunckerocampus dactyliophorus (ringed pipefish)
Lineage: Eukaryota; Metazoa; Chordata; Actinopteri; Syngnathiformes; Syngnathidae
Product: calcium homeostasis modulator protein 2-like
Exons: 3
Coding region: 1298-2269 (323 amino acids)
Molecular function (GO): monoatomic cation channel activity
Source: RefSeq, a predicted model, not a curated record
GUUCUUUGGAUGUUGUUGUGGGGUCUUUUGUGACCUCUCAGAUGAGUCAUUGCUGCGCUCUUGGGGUCAUUUUGGUUGGCCGGCCACUCCUGGGAAGGUUCACCACUGUUCCAUGUUUUUGCCAUUUGUGGAUAAUGGCUCUCACUGUGGUUAGCUGGAGUCCCAAAGCUUUAGAAAUGACUUUAUAACCUUUUCCAGGCUGAUACGGUAGAUCUCAAUGACUUUCUCAUUUGUUCCUAAAAUCUCGGCAUGAUGUCUAGCUUUUGAGGAUCUUUUGGUCUACUUCACUUUGUCAGGCGGGUCCUGUUUAAGUGAAUUUUUGAUUGCGAACAGGUUUGGCGGUAAUCAGGCUCGGGCGUGGUUAGAGAAAUUUAACUCAGGUGUGAAAGUUCUGUUUUAAUGAGGGGUCAUCACUUUUUCACACAGGGCCAUGUAGGUUUGGAUUUUUUUUUCUCCCUUAAUAAUAAAAAGUUUCAUUUAAAAACUGCAUUUUGUGUUCGGCUGUGUUGUCAUUGACUGAUAUUUCCAUUUGUUUGAUGACCUGAAACAUUUAAGUGUGACAAACAUGCAAAAAACUAAGAAAUCAGGAAGGGGGCGAACACGUUUUCACACCGUCGUAUUUGCCAUGAUUCCGUCCCGCCUCAUCCAUCUUUUGUGUUGCAGUGCUCAGGUUUGGUGUUCCUGUGCACACCUGUAACCAAUCUGUGUUUACAUGCGACAGAGAGAUGCCACCCACCACACCACAUUGUUUUCUGUUUUCUUUUCCACUGUCUCGUUGUCGUUACCAGCUUUUGUUUCAUGCCAGGUAGUCCUGCCCGUUCCUUUGUCCUGCUCCGCGUUGUGAGUGUUUAUGGUUACCUUUGUUUACUUUAGUAUGGCUUUGCCCCGUUUCUUGGUUUGCUGCGUUUUCUUUGUUGCUUUCUCGCAGCAGCUCAGCUUUUCCUCAUUUUUGCUUUCAUUUUGCUGCCUUUUUCCCACAGCUCUUUUCUGUAGUAACAUUUUCAGGCUCUCACUCGUGACGUUCAUUGAUGCCUUCUUUUGGCACGGCUGUGUUUGCGCAUGUUUUCACUUGCAGAUCGAGUCUCCCUCCUUUUUUUCCACUGGGGAGGAAACCAGAGGGCGGGUCUUAGCGCUGAGUCAUUGCUGGUGCCCAGGCGGCUCACGCGAACUCAGAGUUAAAGAACUUGCUGAAGUCCAUUGGUGAGAUGUGCUUUUCCCAGCUGAAAGCGUGAAAUGGAUCAUCAAGACUGAGUCACAGGACGCCGCGCGUUUGUUUCCUCUGCUUUAACAUCCCAACAUGGCCGCUUAUGCCCUUGUCACAGAGAACUUUAAGUUUGCGUCUCUCUUCUUCAAGAGUAAAGAUGUGAUGAUCUUUAAUGGUCUGAUCGCUCUGGGCACUGUGGCCAGCCAGACCGCGUACAACGUUUUCGCCUUUGAUUGUCCGUGCUCCCCCGGGAGGAACUACUACUACGGCCUGGCUGCGAUUGGCGUUCCAGCGUUGGCGUUUUUCAUUGUGGGGAUCAUAUUGAACAAGAGAACGUGGGACCUGGUGUCAGAGUUCCGACUCAGAAAGUUCCGCAAGCUGUCGGCGGCGGCGGCAUCGGCGGUAUUGGGAAGCAUUCUGGGUCGAGCCGUGGUGGCGCCGCUGACAUGGACCGUUCUCUCCCUGCUGCAGGGUCUGGCAUACACGUGUGCUUUAAGUGAGUUUACUGAUCCCAGGACAGUGGAGGGCUUCCCCGCAGGUCAGGACUCAGACAUCAUGGCGAUGUUCCCCUGCAAGGAAAGUCUUCCAGCAGAGCUGCAAGGCUUCUGGGCAGAAAUUGACCGGCGUCUCAAAUAUGAGUCACAGCUGAUAGGCUGGAUGGUGCUGGCUGGAAUGUCUCUGACGGUGUUCCUGAUUAUGUGCACCAAGCGAUGCUUCUCGCCCCUUGGCUACCAGCAGGAGGAAUACUGGUCCAAGUAUCGCUCCAGCGAAAAGGACCUCUUUCACCGCACAGCAGACGUGCACGCCAACAUCCUGGCUGCAAAGCACGUGAAGAACUUCUUUGGUUUUGUGGCUUUGGGGAAGGAGGAGAAGGAACAAAUUGCCGAGCACCAGGAAGCCACCAGUCCCAUCUGUAGCAGAGAGUGGAACAGAGUGACUGGCGUCUACCUCUACAGGGAGAAGAACGGUCUACCGCUCUACAGCAGGCUCAACAAAUGGGCCACAUACGGCCAGGAGGACAACGUGGACGCUCUUGAUAAAGAAAUGGAAGUAUUUAUUAGUUAGCGUCGUCCCGACUUUUUUCUUCUCAUGUGCAUUUCAGGCUCCGGAACACACGGGUUCACUUGUCUUGACUGUCCGUAAAAAGGCACCUUUAGACUUCGGCUUAGACAGACUUUAUUGAUCCACAAGGGAAAUUGCUUUGUUACAAUCGCUCAAUUGCAGAAGAAAUAGAAAAAACUCUUACUGUAAAUAAAAUGCAGUGCCAUAUGAACAAAAUAUAACAAAAUAAACGGAAUAUAAGAUAAACAAGAUUUACAUAUUUAUAAAUAGUGUGUAAUAAUGUAGUAAAUGUCCACUUUAUACAAGGAGGGCAGACUACAGCGCAAUAAUGUCGUGAAUGAUCUUUUACAGACAGGUGUGGUAUUGUAGAUCUGGAUGAAGUCCUGUAGCGUUCACUGUGGGAACGGAACUGGAGGAGUCUGUUGGAAAAUGAGCUCCGAUGCGCCUCUAUUGUCCGAUGGAGUGAGUGGGUGGGGUUGUCCGUGAUGGAGAGCGGUUUGUCCAGUGUCCUCGUGUCUCCCACUGCUACGAACACCUCCAACUGAGUGCCGAUAACUUGUUCGGCUUUCCGGAUCAGUUUGUCCAAGUGGUUUAGAUCAUUGUUGCUGGUGCUGCUCCCCCAACAAACCACAGCAGAGUACAGGGCACUGGCUACCACAGACUGGUAGAAGAUCUCUUGCAGCUCGCUGUACACAUUGAACAAUGUGUGCAGCAGGUAAAUGUUGUAACAGUAUCAAAGUUGCAAGUACUGUAUCUGUGUUGUGUCUAAAACAUCAGAAAUGUUCCUUGCAGAUCAGAUGUACACGAUACACUGGAGCCUACUGUACAUUUUCGUCCGCAACGGUUGUCAAAGGAUUCCAUUUUCGACAAAAAACACUUCAAAAUAUGUCUUGAGUUUCGUACACAGUCUUAUCGUACGGCCAAACGCACACAGAACGCACACACUUAUUUCAAGCACGGCGCAGUGCGCUGAUGAGAUGUUCAAGGCGCACUGCGUAAUUCGUAAGUGUUAGCGGAAAUGGGCUUUGUGAUUUAUCAUUAUAUUGCUUUGUUUACGUUAUGAUGUCUUUUCUGUUAAUAUUGGGUGUCUGGAACGGAUUAAUUGGAUGUACAGUCGUCCCUCGUUUACAGCACAUAAUUGGUUCCAGACCCGACCGUGAUGAAUGAAUAUCCGCGAUAUAGGAUUCAUUGUCGACUAGAAAAGCACUCGGAGAGCACAGACCUCUGCCAAGCACCAUAGUUCCCUCCAUAUUAUGAUUAAUAUUAGUCCUACAUUUAUUUGAUCUACAUAUUUCCAUUCCUUGACCAUGAAAACAUCCCAUUAGCAACUGAAUUCAUCAUGAUAUCAAUAUUAGUUCAGUAGUUCUUCACAAAAAUCUAAUUUUCUGUAAUGGCGGUUUUCUUCUGGAUCUAGUUCCAUAGCUUUUGAAGACAACAACAAAUCCGUUGGCACACAAGAGAUUCCACAGUGCCUUGGCUGUAUAUAACGGUGUUUAUUGUAGGUUUAUAGCUUCAUUUGUUGUCUUCCUAUGAUGAGAAUUCCAAAGAUCCCCUAUUUUUUCAUUGUGUGGAUCAUAGUAUGAGGAAUUAUUCCAUAAUGUGGAUCAGUCUUUGAUAUUUUGUAGUACCUGUUGGAAACCUGUCCUGUAUUUCUUUCCAAGUGCUCUGACCAUUUUUUGUGGAGUUAUAUGCACAAAUGCAGAAAAUGGUCCUAUCUCACAAUGUUAAAGAACCCUUUAAAAAAUUCCUGAAUCCAGACAGUGAUCCGGAUCACCCCCAAAAUGUAACCCCUUCUUCCAUAUCCCAUUUCCCACAAUUUCCUGAAAAUUUCAUCCAAAUCCAUUCAACUUUUCUAGUUAUUUUGAACACAAACAAACAGAUGAAUGCUCGCAAAAACAUAACUUCUUGCCGGGGGUAAUAAAUGGAAUAUUUUUGUAGUUAAGAGUAUAGAAAAUGUGUUUAGGACUUUCUAAAUACAGUUUUUAGCAUGAUUAGAGCCAUGUACACAUGAAAUAACACGCCUAUAGCCACCUUUGCACUCCUAUUAUUCUUUGUUUACAACACAUUGCACAACUCUUAGGCUGCAGGGACUUGAUAUGGCCGCUUGCUAGCAAGCUAGCGAGCUAACCGGUUAGCCACGUAUUUAUUUCUUCUAAACUCAGGAAGCCAAAAACUUUACCAUUUCGACACAGAUUUUUUUUCACCCUAUCAUGUCAGACAUGCCAUGGCUGACUUCAUGCAGUGUUCAGGUAAUGUAAUGUAAGGUAAUGUGUCAACGUGUUGUGUCAUUACUGCUGCCCAGUGACCAGAAUACUACAUAUCACUUGUAUUUCAAUGUGUUUGGACUAAUACUAGACCACAGUCUACCAUAGUCUGGAUUAUAGCUUCGUUCAUGUGUACACUGUCGCUUUUUAAACAGCAUUUGUGGAGUUGUAUCUAUUUUUAUUGCUCCUUUAUUUGCAUUGUUCAAUGUACAAUCUUUUUACUUUUUUUUUUACUGUGUUUUUUUUAGGGAGACCAUUUUUUUUUAUUUGUUGAGGGAUAACAAAUGAAAAAUAGCCUUUUGGUUAAUUCUGGUGCAUUUGAAGCAAUGCUAA